AAUUGAAGAUAUCAAAACAAAAACAGAUUGGUGGUCAGAAUUAAGGAGGACAAAUUACAGUUUUCCAUUUCUGCAAAACACUUCUUCUUCUCAUCUCCUCCUCUUUCAUCUUUCCCAAAUCCAAAUUCUUGAAAAAAUCAAAAUCAUGGCUUCUUCAUCUUCCUUUCAACUCUCAAGCCUUCAAAUUCAUACCCCACCUCUUAAAAAAUCAAACUUUCUUGGUCAAUCUCUGAAUCUCAACCUCAGUAGUAGUGUUCAUAACAAAGCAACUAUAAAAUCAUCUUCAACCUCAGUUACUCCAAUAGCAAAAUUCAAUCUUUAUGAGAUUCUUGGAGGCAGAGGUCUCUGUAAUGGAGAAGAGGGUAUAGAGAAAGAGCUAAAAAAGUCGGUUUCCGAAGAACAACAAGUAUCAUCAGCAUCAUCUGAUGAUGAUAAUCAAGAAAACAAGGAGAGUGGAGAGUUCCCGGAGGACGGAUUUGAGAAAGAAAUGAUGGGGUUUACUGGCGGAUUCCCGGGAGGUGAAAUGGGUCUGCAGAAAUUCAUAGAGAAAAAUCCACCACCACCCAAGAAAACAGAAUCAAGUAUGGUUUCUGGUUUUAAUCAAAGUCUUGUGAAGAAAUCAAAGCCACCUGAAUUGCCACUUUUGUUACCUGGGAUGAUUGCUAUUGUUAAGAAUCCUAAUAAUCCAUAUUAUAUGUAUUGUGGGAUUGUGCAGAGGAUUACUGAUGGUAAAGCUGCUGUGCUAUUUGAAGGUGGGAAUUGGGAUAGGUUGAUUUCUUUCAAGCUCGACGAACUCGAACGAAGAGAGAAAGGACCACCAAUGGUGAAUCCUAGGUCUGUGAUACUUGAGAAGAUGGUAGAAAAGAGGCCUGAAGCUUGAAUUGCUUCACUUUUUAUUGAGUAGAUUGUUUGUUCGUCUUGUCUUUUGGGUUGUUGUACAUACAAGCUGUAAGUUUUGUAAUGACAAUGGAUAAAUAAGACAUGCAGAAUGCUUUUUUUGGAGGAAGAGUCUGUUCCAAAUGGGAAA
Messenger RNA from Solanum dulcamara, 1027 nucleotides. Its product is annotated as NAD(P)H-quinone oxidoreductase subunit S, chloroplastic. Lineage: Eukaryota; Viridiplantae; Streptophyta; Magnoliopsida; Solanales; Solanaceae. Gene Ontology annotation, biological process: photosynthetic electron transport chain. The coding region runs from base 146 to 880 and encodes 244 amino acids. The record is from RefSeq and is a predicted model, not a curated record. The transcript has a single exon.